Molecule: messenger RNA, 357 nt
Organism: Nematocida minor
Lineage: Eukaryota; Fungi; Microsporidia
Exons: 1
Coding region: 1-357 (118 amino acids)
Source: RefSeq, a predicted model, not a curated record
AUGUGCACAGAGCAGAAAACAGAGAAAAAACCUUGUACUUUGCUAUCUUUUGCUAAACUAAAAGAGCAGCCAGUGCUGGGCAUUCCUUCAGCAGACAAUGAGAUAUCUCAGAAAACGGAAAACAGCACUGAGCCACAAAAAGAAGUAUUUUCUCGCACAGAAAAAGAAGAAAAAAAGAAAGUCAAAGAGAGUCAGCUUAUGCUCAACUUUGGACAGAAGAGAUACACAAAGUGCCACGAGUGCGGGGUAAUGUACUGCGAAACACUUUCUUCAGAGGCGCGAUUGCACAGAAAAUUACACAGAAAAUAUGUUUCAGAAAAAGAAAAAGCUGACCAAUUGGAAAAGAAAGAAAGAUAA